GACUGCAUUGACUGCUGUAUUGACAACAGAUUAUACAGGGGACAGAGGGAGCUGUUGGGAACUGUUGUAAUUACCAGAGAAGAGACAAAUGAUGAUGGCUGGGACGUGAGUAGAAGCUAUGAAGUCAGCAGGCUGCACUGAUGGAUAUGGAAAGAGAGGGCUCUAUGCCUCACUAACUAAAAGACAUGAAGAAGGAGCAGGGUUUUUGUUUUUGUUUUGGCAGGGAGGUGUUUGGGGAGGUUGUGUUGGAAAACCAAGUGGAUGUUGAAUAUACAUUGGAUAUACAAAUCUAAAGUUCAGAGAAAGAUUGGGCUGAAGAAAUAAAUUUGGGAAUUAAAUUGUUGGUAAUAAGGCCACUGUAACCAUGGCUAGUUCCGACGUGAAACCAAAAUCAAUAAGUCGCGCCAAAAAAUGGUCAGAAGAGAUAGAAAAUCUGUACAGAUUUCAACAAGCGGGAUAUCGGGAUGAAAUUGAAUAUAAACAAGUGAAACAAGUUUCUGUGGUAGACCGCUGGCCAGAGACAGGAUACGUGAAGAAACUUCAGAGAAGGGACAAUACAUUCUAUUACUACAACAAACAGAGGGAAUGUGACGACAAGGAGGUCCACAAAGUGAAAAUUUAUGCUUACUAGCCUGUCUUCUUGGUGUUGCUUGUCGAUUACAUUUUAAGAAUUGAUCAUUUCCUUCUACAUUGCGUAAAUGUUUGUCAUUUUAUGAAAUAAUGCAAAAUGCAGUCUUCAGCUUAAUGUUUGGUGAAACACAAAGCCAUGAGAAUUGGUGUCUGUUCAUCACCUUGUCCUGUUCUAGGAACUGGCUGCAGAUGCAUUAAAGUUGUACCUUCUCGGUCCUGA
This is a messenger RNA of Sapajus apella (tufted capuchin), 850 nucleotides long. RefSeq names its product meiosis/spermiogenesis associated 1 (gene MEIG1). The record is from RefSeq and is a predicted model, not a curated record. The transcript has 3 exons. Gene Ontology annotation, cellular component: nucleus. NCBI's taxonomy places the organism in Eukaryota, Metazoa, Chordata, Mammalia, Primates, Cebidae. The coding region runs from base 365 to 631 and encodes 88 amino acids.